AUAAAGGAUGAUCAUAUUGUUGCCUGAAACAGGCAGCUGAAAGAAAGGCACAAAAGUUGUAAAAUGCCAAAAUCUGGGUCUUCUAGAACAACACAGACUGAAAGUUCUGAUUGCAACAGCAGCAUGGUUGAAAAACAGACUGGAAGAAAAAAUAAAGAAAAAGUUUCAUCCUACAACAGGACACCUAAAAUAGACCGCAGUGAAUUGGAAAAAGAAGUGAAAGAGAAGGCUUCUAUGAAACGUAAACUUCCUUUCACUGUUAGUCCAUCUAGGAGUGAGCAGAGGGAAUCCGAUACAGGUAAAUUCUUCUGUUUUUUUGGAAAUGUGCUUAUUAAUGUAGGAAUGUAAGGUCGUAAAUUAUUG
Chiloscyllium plagiosum (whitespotted bambooshark) is the source of this 363-nucleotide messenger RNA. NCBI's taxonomy places the organism in Eukaryota, Metazoa, Chordata, Chondrichthyes, Orectolobiformes, Hemiscylliidae. The record is from RefSeq and is a predicted model, not a curated record.